AUAUGAAAAUAAGCAUUUUAAACUAGCGAUUUUAUCGAGGAGGUAGCAUUAGUUCUAAUAAGCUGCUUGCAGUGACUUGCUGACCUCGAAAUACUGAGUGAUGCCACAAAUUCAAGAUCCCUCGAAAACAAAGGCAUGUCCAAAGGCGGGACUUUUCUGAAGUUGAUCGAUACAAAGGAAAAAGAAAAAAAAAGAAGACGUUAAAGGUAUCGGUACCAUGUAUAACAUUCAAAUUCUGAUGACAAAUAAAAAUGACAGCGCGUUUAAUUAUACAAGUUUUUGAUCAGUAUCAAAGAGCCCGUCUUUCAUUCGUUCAAUCUGUUGCCGAUUUUGCGUCGAAACCAUACAAUGUAGAAUGUUUAGAAGCUGCUGGGGCUUUGGAUCUAUUGUAUCCUUUGUUAGCAGAUCAUGUACCAUCCAUUCAACACAUGGCAGCUGUUGCUUUAGGGAAACUUGCGAAUAAUAAUCAUAGGAUAGCACAAACUAUUAUAAGAAAAGACAUGUUACCUCAGUUAUUAAAGAACAUUGAUAAACAAAAUAAAUUUUAUAAAAAAGCAGCUUUAUGUGUCAUACGUGGAAUUGCUAAACAUUCCCCUGAAUUGGCAUCUAUAGUGAUUCAAAAUAAUGCAUUGGAUGUCAUUAUACUUUGCUUAGAAGAUUUUGAUUCUGGAGUCAAGGAGGCUGCUGCUUGGACAUUAGGAUAUAUUGCUAAGCAUAAUAAAGAAUUAGCUGAAGCUAUUGUUGAUGCGGGCGGUGUACCUCUUUUGGUCUUAUGUUUGCAAGAACCAGAACUAUACCUUAAACAAAUUAGCGCAUCCGCUUUGUUUGAUAUAAGCAAACAUAGUAAUGAUCUUGCAGAAACUGUAGUUGAUGCAGGAGCAAUUCCUUUUCUUGUGAAAGCAUUAGCAAAUCCUGAUAACAAAUUAAAGCACCAAGUUCUUUCUGCUUUAAGCAGUAUAGCAAAGCAUUCUGUACAACUGGCUGAAUCAGUUCUUGAAGCUGAAAUUUUACCCGAUAUUCUGGUACACAUGGCGCAUCCCGAUGAAUGUGUUAUUAAAGCUGCGGCAAUAUUAACUAGAGAGAUUUGCAAACAUACAAUAGAAAUGGCCCAACUUGUUGUAAAUAACGGCGGUAUCGGUGCACUUGUCGAAUUAAUUGCUACUCCAAAAUUAAUGGCCAGAUUAUCAGCAAUAAUGGCAAUUGGAUACAUUGCUGGACAUUCGGAUCAAUUAGCUAUUGCAGUUAUAGGAUCUAAAGUAAUCGAUCAUCUGUCUCUAAUAUUGCAUAAAGAGACAGAUAAUCAUGUACUUGCUGUAACCGUAUGGGCAAUUGGACAAAUCGGGAAACAUACAUCGGAACAUGCAAAAGCAGUUGCGGUUGCAAAUGUUUUUCCAAAAUUAUUACAGAUUUAUAACGAUCCAAGUACUCCAGAGGAUCUUAAAGCGAAAUGUAACACAACGUUAAAACAGGUAUUACAACGAUGCAUGUACGUAGAAGCAUUGGAACCUUUGUUACACGAUUCGCCUCCGAAUAUAUUGAAAUAUAUUCUUGGACAAUUUAGUAAGAUACUGCCUCACGAUGCCAGGGCAAGAAGACUAUUUGUGAUAUCCGGUGGCUUGAAGAAGGUGCAAGAAAUUGAGGCUGAACCUGGUUCAAUGCUCUUAGAAUAUAUACAGAUUAUCAACUGUUGUUUUCCGGAAGAAAUUGUCAGAUAUUAUUCUCCUGGAUAUCCGGACAGUCUUCUGGAAGCGGUUGAACAGUAUCAACCGAAAUGCCCGUCCUUGUUCACGUUGGAUGAACAUUUAUCCUCCGAGACUGAUUCCAAAUCUUCGUUAUCAUCUCAAGUUGACGAGUGUUAAAUUAUACAAUUACAUAUAUUGUUUAACGAUAUAUUAAAGCAGUAUGAAAAAAUCUUUCCAAAUGAACUGCUCAAAUUAAUGUGGUUUUGUAUUUCAGAACAGAAAUAUACAUAUACACGAAUAGACUAUUAUGUAUGUGUUAGAAAGAACUAUGUAUAUGUAUAUACCUUUGUAAUACGAUUUAAGUUGUUUCUUAAUCAGUUUUUAUCGCUGAUAUCUUUAGAUAAGUGAUAAUCACUGAACCACAGAGGAGGUAUAGGCACAGACGAGAUUUCAGAUAGAGCAAGUAACUUAUGAAAGUUUGUGUUUUAUGAUCUGAAAUAUCGACAUCAUCUAUAGAAGUUCUUCAAAUGCCAUCUAACAUAUUUCCCGUGUAACUCAAACUGAUUUCAUCAAUAAUUUUAAAAAUUGUAUUAUUUACAUCUCCUUUGUGUUUUGGGAAUUUAACACGUUGCGGUUUAAUAUUUUAUUGUAUCGAGUAUUGUAUUAAAUAAACCAUGGAAGUUAAUGAAA
This is a messenger RNA of Osmia bicornis bicornis, 2372 nucleotides long. Its product is annotated as sperm-associated antigen 6-like. Gene Ontology annotation, biological process: cilium movement. Gene Ontology annotation, cellular component: microtubule cytoskeleton. NCBI's taxonomy places the organism in Eukaryota, Metazoa, Arthropoda, Insecta, Hymenoptera, Megachilidae. Gene Ontology annotation, molecular function: microtubule binding. The record is from RefSeq and is a predicted model, not a curated record. The transcript is spliced from 10 exons. The coding region runs from base 252 to 1859 and encodes 535 amino acids.